This is a messenger RNA of Pseudopodoces humilis (Tibetan ground-tit), 1566 nucleotides long. RefSeq names its product adenosine A2b receptor (gene ADORA2B). Gene Ontology annotation, cellular component: plasma membrane. Gene Ontology annotation, biological process: vasodilation; G protein-coupled adenosine receptor signaling pathway; adenylate cyclase-activating G protein-coupled receptor signaling pathway. Gene Ontology annotation, molecular function: G protein-coupled adenosine receptor activity. The record is from RefSeq and is a predicted model, not a curated record. Lineage: Eukaryota; Metazoa; Chordata; Aves; Passeriformes; Paridae.
GGUACCUGCGGGAGAGAGCCCGGCGGAAAGUCCCUUCUUCCCAUGAGCAGCGCCUGCUCCGGGUGCUGGGCUCUCGCCAUGGACACUCUGAAAACCACCUACAUCGUGCUGGAGCUCAUCAUCGCCGUGCUCUCCAUCGCUGGCAACGUGCUGGUCUGCUGGGCUGUGGCCAUCAACAGCACCUUGAAGAACGCCACCAACUAUUUCCUGGUGUCUCUGGCGGUGGCUGACAUCGCCGUGGGGUUGCUGGCCAUCCCUUUCGCCAUCACCAUCAGCAUUGGCUUCCAGGUGGAUUUUCACAGCUGCCUCUUCUUCGCCUGUUUCGUGCUGGUGCUGACCCAAAGCUCCAUUUUCAGCCUGCUGGCGGUGGCCAUCGACAGGUACCUGGCUAUUAAGAUCCCGCUGAGGUACAACAGCCUGGUGACCGGCAAGCGGGCGAGGGGACUCAUCGCAGUGCUGUGGCUCCUGUCCUUUGGGAUUGGACUGACCCCACUGAUGGGCUGGAACAAAGCCAUGAGUGGCUGUCCCAAUGCCACCAACGAGACAGGGGCUGAGCCUGGGACAGAGCCCCAUGGCUGCUUCAUCUCAUGCCUCUUUGAGAAUGUGGUGACCAUGAGCUACAUGGUCUACUUCAACUUCUUUGGCUGUGUGCUGCUCCCACUCGUCAUCAUGCUGGGGAUCUACAUCAAGAUAUUCAUGGUGGCCUGCAAGCAGCUGCACCAGAUCGAGCUGAUGGGCAACUCCAGGACCACCCUGCAGAAGGAGGUGCACGCAGCCAAGUCUCUGGCCAUCAUUGUGGGGCUUUUUGCCUUCUGCUGGCUGCCCCUGCACAUCUUGAACUGCAUCACGCACUUCCACGAGGGCUUCUCCAGAUCCAAGCCCGAGUGGGUGAUGUACGUGGCCAUCAUCCUCUCCCACGCCAAUUCUGUCAUCAACCCCAUCAUCUACGCCUACAGGAUCCGGGAUUUCCACUGCACCUUCCGCAAGAUCCUCUCCAAGAUCCUCUGCAAGGCCGACGACCUCCCCAAGUGCCCCUCUGACAACACCCAGAACCUGACUGUCAUCAACAUCAGCUCCCCCGUGGCCUCGGUGACUGUAUGACCCUGCCCCUGCUGCCCCUGGGUGUCCAGCCCAUCCCUGGCACUGCCCUGCCCCAUGGCAGCAGUCCCAGGAGUGCUCAGAGAUGACCACUAUGCACUUGUGCAGCUGUGUUUUUAUUUUAAUUUUUGUAAUUAACAUCGUGCCUCACAGAGGAGUGACCUGAGCGGGGACACUGAGUGCAGCUCCUCUGGAGCCCCAGGGUGUGUGAGAGCUGUGAUCCUGUUGUGUUUCCUUUACAGGUGUUUCCAGGUCAAACACUGACUGGGAAAGACUCACCUGCUUGGGGGGGUGUUUCCCCAGUUGUGCUGCUCAUGUCAAGUCAUAGGAUCUUUAUUUUAAUUAUUAUUAUUAUUAUUUUUUAAUAUUUUGUUUCAUUUAGGAGUAAUAAUUUUGUGUCUGAUUUUUGAGUUGUUCUCUAAGACCAAACUUGUCAGCACUUUGGUAAUACCCUAAUUAUUCCAUCAA